CUGGAGGAGAAGGCCUGUUCAAACUCACCAGUCAAGUUACAGUAAACCUGUUCGGUAAUAAAUAUAUAAAUAUCAAAGUGACUUCAAACCACACGAUGUCUCUUGUCAUCAGUUCACUUUUUCUUGUUUUUACUUUUUAUUCACUUGUGUUCGUACCUCUUCAAUUAUUAGAUUGCUUUCCCUGUAAGGCUAAGCCCAAAUGUGGUUCAAUUUCUAGCAAUUUACGGUUGGAGAAGCAGAUCAGGUGAAGAAUAUCCGAUUAAUAUAUAGUCCUUUCUUGUCUUUCAGCUCAUAUGAUCUUGAGAAUUUCACCCUACAGCCCUGUGUAAUUUUUUGAUCUCAUGGCUUCUUCUUCUUCUUCUUCUACAUCGACCAUCAACCUUCCAAAAAAACAUAAUGUCUUCCUUAGCUUUAGAGGGGAAGACACCCGUGUUGGUUUUUCCAGCCACCUUCAUGCAGCUUUGAAACGGAAAAACAUCCUUACUUUCAUAGAUAAUGACCUUAGGCGAGGAGAAGAAAUUUCUCCAUCACUUGUAAAAGCAAUUGAAGACUCCAUGCGCUCUGUUAUCAUUUUUUCCCAAAACUAUGCUUCUUCCAAAUGGUGCUUAGAUGAGCUAUUGAAGAUUCUUGAAAGCAGAAAAAUUAGAGGGCAGAUUGCUAUUCCAGUAUUCUACGAGGUUGAUCCUUCUGAUGUAAGAAAGCAAAGUGGAAGCUUUGGAGAUGCAUUUGCGCAACUUGUAAAGAGGAAAGCUUUGGAGAUGGAGGCGGAGCAAUGUUUCAGAGCUGCUUUGAACGAAGCUGCCAACAUAUCUGGCCAUGACUCAAGGAAGAUCGAGAAGAACUUCGCUGGGAUUAGGUCGACAAUGUUGUUGCGAGGAGGGUAUGAGAGAAUCACAACGCCAUUAUGUUGGGUGAUUCAUGGUACGAGACGUAAAAAUAUCAAAGAAAUACAUGGACGAUCCUGCAACCCUUCUAUAACUUGAUCUGGAUUUGUGGUUGUAGAUUGGAUCGACCAAUGGACUCGAUAGAAAUCGGGUUUACAGUAUCUUAAACACUAUGACUGAAGAUAUACAGACGAGUAGUAUAUCGACCAUUGGUUCUUCGCAAUCGAGUUUGAGCUCUAAAUCUCCAGCCGUCUAGGUGAUUGUACAAGAACAAGUUGAAGAUUAGAUGACCUGACUUAGUGUUGACAUGACCUAACUUAGGUCCAAAACGACCAAACUUAGGCGAUUGUACAAGGAAUUGUUGUCAAACUUCGAUGCUACGUGUAGUUUACCUCAUCACCCACAUGGUCCCAAUAAAGAUCCACCCUCAUCUCCUCCUCUACCUUCAGCUUUUGUCAUCUAGAUAAAUUGUAUUCAAACUUAUAUUUUUUAAAUUAGUGAUAAAUAUUUAGUGUUUUUUUUUA
Molecule: messenger RNA, 1408 nt
Organism: Populus nigra (black poplar)
Lineage: Eukaryota; Viridiplantae; Streptophyta; Magnoliopsida; Malpighiales; Salicaceae
Product: disease resistance protein RUN1-like
Exons: 3
Coding region: 342-983 (213 amino acids)
Biological process (GO): signal transduction
Source: RefSeq, a predicted model, not a curated record